Messenger RNA from Williopsis jadinii, 1397 nucleotides. RefSeq names its product Cu,Zn superoxide dismutase-like protein. Gene Ontology annotation, molecular function: metal ion binding. Gene Ontology annotation, biological process: superoxide metabolic process. The record is from RefSeq and is a predicted model, not a curated record. The transcript has a single exon. Lineage: Eukaryota; Fungi; Ascomycota; Saccharomycetes; Phaffomycetales; Wickerhamomycetaceae. The coding region runs from base 207 to 1328 and encodes 373 amino acids.
AGAUGUUCUGUUUAUGUCUUUGUUUUGAUUUGUCUUUGUGAUCCUACGGUUUACACAAACAGAACCGAUGUUUGUGGCAAGUUCCUCAGUAUUGUGAUCUGAGGUGAAAUGAUUGCCCAUUGUGGUUGAUUUGUGGUUAAAAUACCAUUGUGGAGUUCUACAAUAGCGUCGUUCACCAGUAGAAGAGUAUUAGACACACAUUAACGAUGAUCUCCAAGUGCUUCGUCUUGCCCUUGUUGGCUUCCAUGGUCACUGCAACUGCUCCAGCUAUUGCAAUCAACGACAAUCCAACUGAUGUUCUUUACAGAGCCGAUUUCCCCCAGGGGAAUGCGCAGACUGUUGUAGGUGUUAUCCAGUUCUACUCUUUGAACGGCACCACAAAGGUUCACGUCGAUGUUACCGGUUUACCAAAGAACUCUGGUAUGUUUACGUACCACAUCCAUGAACACCCUGUUGGUGGUGACUGCGAAACUACGGGAGGCCAUUUCAACCCAUAUGGUGCACCAAGUGACUGCGAACUGCUUGGAGACGACUCCAUUUGCGAGAUUGGUGACUUGAGCGGUAAGCAUGGCUUGAUCAAUACAACUUGCUUCGAGUUGUUUUAUUAUGAUCCAUAUUUGGGAUUGGAUGUAUCCACGCCUCAGUUCAUUGGUGGUAAGUCUGUUGUGAUCCACUUGGAGAGCGGAGAAAGAUUGGCAUGUGCUGAUAUUCGCAAGUCCAGAGAACCAGAGGACUUGUUGUUGUUGAAUGCCGAGACAGAGGCUGAAGAAGUGAGAAAGUAUGAGGAGUUGGCUGGGAUCAUCCAUCGGUCAUCUCAUGACUUUCAAGCUACUUCAGUAGAUACUGAAGAACUCUCAGAAACACCUGAAUAUGAUGCUUCUACGGAGGAUGAUUUGUCUUCCCCCGAAGAUGUGGAUGAGCAAUAUGAAAAAGAUGAUAAUAAUAGAAGAGAUGACGUUGAGAGUGACUUCGAGGCUGAAGAUGAUUCUGAAGAGGCCGAUGUUGCACACAAGGGUAAGAGUGGUAAAUCAACCACAGAGGAAACUACAGAACACACCAAAGAAACCACCGAGGAAUUGGAAGACAAAGAUGAAGAUGAAGAUGUUGAAGAUGGUGAAGAAUCUGAUAUCGAGGAUGUCUUUGACGAUAUUGAUAAGAAACACCCUGACUACUCAGAGAUUCCUAUUGACAACGGAACAAUUUAUGACAACUGUACCAAUGGCACUAAAGAGGUGACUGAAGAUGAUCAGGUCAGUUCAGCAUCUUCCAUUAGUCUUGGAAUCGUCAUCUCUAUUGUGUCAGCAUUGAUUACAGCUCAGUUGUGUUGAUCAUUAUUCCAGCGUUCAGUCUUAGCAUUAGAUUCUUAGCUUUAACAAUAUGACAAAUUGUACUGCACC